AUGGACAAAAUCAAGCCUUUCAGUGAUCUGUUCGACAAGUCCUAUAUCGAGGCAUCCAUGGAUGGAAUGGAACAAAACAAGCAAAACGUUAUGGAUGGAAACCAGUCCACAACAUUGGUAAGCAAUGGUUGUGUUGAUUUUAGAGGGAGAAUUGCCGAUAAGAGAACCACCGGAGGAUGGAAGGCCUCUCCUUUCAUCAUUGUCAAUGAGGUGGCUGAGAGGUUAGCAUUUUUUGCGGUGGCGGUGAACAUGGUACCCUACCUUUAUGUUGAGAUGCAUCAGUCACUCCCUAAUGCUGCCACUCAUGUAACUGAUUGGAUUGGAACUGCUUAUGUUCUGACCCUCCUCGGAGCAUUCCUUGCUGAUUCUUAUUUGGGACGGUUUUUAACCAUCAUCAUCUUCUCUUGCAUCUAUUAUGUGGGCAUGGUGUUGUUGACACUUUCAGCAUCCAUAGACAGCUUACGUCCACCACUAUGCAUCAAGCAACCCUGCAUACCAGCAUCAUCCAACCAAACAGCCUUCCUCUACGGUGCACUGGCCCUCAUCGCUCUCGGAACCGGGGGCAUCAAGCCUUGCGUUUCCUCCUUCGGCGCCGACCAGUUCGACGAGGCCGACACAAGAGAAGUCCAAAAGAAGUACUCAUUCUUCAACUGGUUCUUCUUCGCAAUCAACAUUGGUGCACUCUUGGGAAUCACCUUCAUGAUGUACUUACAGCAAGAGAAAGGCUGGACUUGGGGGUUUGCGGUUCCGACGGGGGCGAUGUUCUGCUCGAUAGUUAUAUUAGGAGCUGGUUUUCGGAAGUAUAGGUACCAGAAGCCGAUGGGAAGUGCUUUUACUAGGUUCAUUCAGGUGAUUGUGGCGUCUGUGAGGAACCAUAUGAGAGGAGUUGAAGUGGGAGUUGCGGGUGAUCUUCAUGAGGUUAAAACUGAGAAAUCUGAUAUUUUUGGUGCUCGAAAGCUUGCUCACACUGCACAGUACAGAUUUUUGGACAAAGCAGCUGUUGUAACAGACCCUGAAGGCAACACAAAGAGCCGUUGGAGAUUAUGCACAGUCACACAAGUAGAAGAAUUCAAAUCUUUCAUCAGAGUCCUACCCAUAUGGGCAUCAACCAUAGCUCUCUCCCUUUCAUUUGCUCAACUCUCAACCUUCUUCAUCACACAAGCCAGCACAAUGGACAGAAAACUAGGCAAACACUUUGAAAUCCCCGCCGGCUCCGUCACGGUCUUUGCCGCCAUCAACGCUCUCAUCCUCGUCCCCAUUUACGAAAAAUUAAUCGUCCCAUUUCUCCAGCGAAAAACCGGUCACCGUCGUGGCAUCACUUCACUCCAACGCAUGGGUGUCGGCCUAUUCAUCUCCAUAUUCGCCUUGGCCUCAGCUGCAUUGGUCGAAAAUAUGCGCCGGAACAACUCUAAUCCGACGAGCUUGUCUGUCUUCUGGUUGUUUCCUCAGUUCUUCCUUAUUGGUAGUGCUGAAGUGUUCACUUACGUCGGCCAACUGGAGUUUUUCUAUGACGAAGCGACCGAUGGGACUCGAAGCAUUAGCAGUGCUUUGUUUUUAACUGAGAUUGGGAUUGGAAGUUGGUUGAGUACUGCACUGGUGAAGAUCGUUGAAGGUACCACUGGUGGUUUAGAGAAGGGGUGGCUAAGGAAUAAUCUGAACACAAGCAAGCUUGAUUACUUCUACUGGAUAUUGACGGCCAUUAAUGGAGUGAAUUUCUUGAUAUAUUUGCUAGUUGCAUUGAAAUUUAAAGGAAAGGAUGCUGCAAAUGGACGUAUACAAGAUGUGGGCACCAUGGAUUUGGAUGGCAAGGCAAGAGGAACAGAUGAUAAAAGCGAUGAAUUUCAAAUUGCAUUGAAAUUUAAAGGAAAGGAUGCUGCAAAUGGACGUAUACAAGAUGUGGGCACCAUGGAUUUGGAUGGCAAGGCAAGAGGAACAGAUGAUAAAAGCGAUGAAUUUCAAAGUAUGGCACUCUAA
This is a messenger RNA of Ilex paraguariensis (yerba mate), 1974 nucleotides long. The record is from the annotation of a GenBank genome assembly. Lineage: Eukaryota; Viridiplantae; Streptophyta; Magnoliopsida; Aquifoliales; Aquifoliaceae.